CUUACGGGCCAGUCAGGGCCAGUUGGCUACACUGAUGCAAAUGCGACUGUUGUAUGUAUCGUGUACUUUUGCCGGGUGUUAAAUGAUAUUUUAAUAUAUUAUUUUAUGUUUAUAUAAUCAAGAGAACGACAAUAUAUAAGUAUAAGGAACGAAUACAUGUCGCAAAGCCACAUUAUUAUUAUGAAAAAUAUUGAAAACUAAAAUUGUACAAGUAUCAAAAUGGAUGUUGAUCUAUAUGACGAGUUCGGAAAUUACAUCGGUCCUGACUUGGCCUCGGAAAGCGAGGAUGAAAAUGAGUAUGGCAACGUUGGUGAUGAUGCGGAGGAGACGCAAGAAGAAGACGAAAUGGAAGAGGACAAAGAUGAAUCACGCGAGCAAGCGGAUCAAGGAUCCUCUAUGGCAGUUGUAUUACACGAAGAUAAACGAUACUACCCUAGUGCAUUAGAAGUAUAUGGGCCUGAGGUAGAAACACUUGUGCAAGAAGAAGACGCGCAGCCAUUAACCAAACCGUUGAUAGCACCUACCAGAAAGCCAAAGUUCCAAAUAAAACAACAACAGUUGCCUGAGACGACUUACAGUAUUGAAUUCUUAGCAGAUAUGAUGGACGCACCGCAUCUAAUUAGAAACGUGGUUCUGUUGGGGCACCUUCAUCAUGGCAAAACAACUUUGGUCGACUGUUUAGUGCAACAGACGCAUCCUUAUAUACACAGUAUAACUGAUGAAAAGCCGCUGAGGUACACAGAUACAUUGUUUACGGAGCAACAGAGAGGCGUGUCUACGAAGGCGACACCUGUCACUCUCUUACUGCAAGACGUCAAGUCCAAGUCGUACCUCCUGAACAUAUUCGACACACCGGGCCACGUGAAUUUCUCCGACGAGGCAACAGCCGCGAUUCGCUUAUCGGAUGGCGCGAUACUGAUCGUCGACGCGGCAGAGGGCGUGAUGCUGAACACCGAGCGUCUGCUGAAGCACGCACUCCAGGAGAAGCUUGCUCUGACGGUCUGCAUAAACAAGAUAGACCGCCUGGUCCUGGAGCUGAAGCUGCCGCCAUUGGACGCCUACUACAAACUGCGGCACAUUAUCGAGGAGAUCAACGGACUGAUAGCGAUGUACUCCGACACGGAGAAUCCCGCCUUCGUCUCACCUGCCGUCGGGAACGUCUGUUUCGCCAGCUCCGAGUACGACGUGUGCUUCACUCUGAAAUCGUUCGCCGCGCUUUACGCCAAGAACUAUCCCGAGCUCAAUGCCAUCGAGUUUGCCAAGCGGCUUUGGGGUGAUAUCUACUUCAAUCCCAAGACGCGAAAAUUUACCAAGAAACCGCCGCACAAUACGGCGCAGCGUAGUUUCAUCGAGUUUAUUUUGGAGCCUCUGUACAAAAUAUUCGCGCAGGUCGUUGGCGAUGUGGACACGACAUUGCCUGACGUUCUCGACGAGCUUGGUAUACGUUUAACGUCUGAGGAGAUGAAGAUGAACAUACGGCCUUUGCUGAGACUCGUUUGCACGAGAUUCCUGGGAGAUAUGUGCGGACUAGUUGACAUGUGCGUCACCCACGUACCUAGUCCGCAAGCGCAUGCGCCCGUUAAAGUGCAGCAUGUCUACACCGGCCCGAUGGAUUCGAUGCUCGCACAGGAUAUGGUCAAUUGUGACCCAGACGGAAAACUGAUGAUACACAGUACAAAAAUGUAUCCGACCGAGGAUUGUACCCUAUUCGUAGUGCUCGGUAGAGUGAUGUCCGGUACACUGGAGGCGGGACAGCGCGUUCGUGUGUUGGGCGAAGCGUAUUCACGCACGGACGAGGAGGAUUCGCGCGUUCUCACGGUAGGCAGAUUGUGGAUCAGCGAGGCACGUUACUCGAUUGAGCUGAGCCGCGUACCCGCGGGCAACUGGGUCCUCAUCGAGGGUAUCGAUCGGCCGAUCGUCAAGACCAGCACUAUCACGGAUCCCAGUAACUCGGAAGAGCUGCACAUUUUCCGGCCGCUGAAAUUCAACACCCAGAGUGUCAUCAAAAUCGCCGUCGAGCCGGUCAAUCCGUCGGAGCUGCCGAAAAUGCUGGACGGAUUGCGGAAGGUGAACAAGAGUUAUCCGUUGCUGGGCACGCGAGUGGAAGAGAGCGGUGAGCACGUUGUGCUGGGAACCGGCGAGCUUUACUUGGAUUGCGCGAUGCACGAUCUACGGCGCAUGUACUCCGAAAUUGACAUAAAAGUGGCUGACCCGGUGGUUGCGUUUGCGGAGACCGUGGUGGAGACUAGUUCUCUCAAGUGUUUCGCUGAAACACCGAAUAAGCGCAACAAAAUAACGAUGAUAGCGGAACCGCUCGAGAGAGGCCUCGCCGAAGACAUUGAAGCCGAACACGUCCGCAUUACGUGGAACAAGAAAAGACUAGGAGAAUUCUUCCAAACUAAGUACGAUUGGGAUUUGUUAGCGGCACGAAGCAUAUGGGCAUUCGGACCUGAUUCCACUGGACCUAACAUCUUAGUAGAUGACACUCUACCUUCCGAGGUAGAUAAAACCUUGUUGAACAGUGCACGCGACGCUAUUAUUCAAGGCUUUCAAUGGGGAACUCGCGAAGGUCCUUUAUGCGAAGAGCCUAUCCGAAAUGUGAAAUUCAAGAUUCUUGAUGCCGUUAUCGCACAGGAACCGCUGCAUCGAGGAGGUGGUCAGAUAAUUCCUACCGCUCGCCGCGUCGCGUAUUCAGCCUUUCUUAUGGCAACUCCGCGGCUGAUGGAGCCGUAUCUGUUCGUUGAGGUGCAAGCGCCCGCGGACUGCGUGUCUGCCGUCUAUACCGUCCUGGCAAAACGGCGAGGUCAUGUGACGCAGGAUGCACCGGUUCCAGGCAGCCCAUUGUACACGAUUAAAGCCUUCAUACCAGCGAUCGAUAGUUUCGGAUUCGAAACGGAUCUACGGACGCAUACUCAGGGACAAGCAUUCUGUUUGUCCGUGUUUCAUCACUGGCAAAUCGUGCCCGGCGAUCCUCUGGACAAGAGCAUCACCAUUAGACCACUCGAACCACAACCGGCUACCCACCUGGCCAGAGAGUUCAUGUUGAAAACACGAAGACGCAAAGGCUUAUCGGAGGAUGUGUCCAUCAACAAGUUCUUCGACGAUCCUAUGUUGCUCGAGUUAGCCCGACAGGAUGUGCUGUUGAAUUAUCCCCUCUAAUUUAAUAAACCUGUAUUACAAGCGUAAUAACAAAUAUGUAAAAUAUAUUAUUACAUAUUAAUUUUUUUAUACAAAAAGUAUGAACAAAGAAAUAUACGCAUCUCCUAUGAUUUGAAAACUUGCACUUCCUUUCUUAUUAAACAAUUCUGAUAAAUCUUAAGGAACCAUUACAGGUGUAAUUUCGUAAUUAAAGAAUUAUUCUACAAGAACAAUAACAGUAAAGAUAACUUUUAGCAUGAAAACCUUGCCCAUUCAGAAGAAUAAUGUUUCAAAAAUUAUAUCAUAAAAAAGGAGAAAUAAAAUAAAAAAUAAUCUCU
This is a messenger RNA of Ooceraea biroi (clonal raider ant), 3476 nucleotides long. RefSeq names its product 116 kDa U5 small nuclear ribonucleoprotein component. Gene Ontology annotation, cellular component: U4/U6 x U5 tri-snRNP complex; cytosol; U2-type catalytic step 2 spliceosome. NCBI's taxonomy places the organism in Eukaryota, Metazoa, Arthropoda, Insecta, Hymenoptera, Formicidae. The record is from RefSeq and is a predicted model, not a curated record. Gene Ontology annotation, molecular function: U5 snRNA binding; GTPase activity; GTP binding. Gene Ontology annotation, biological process: mRNA splicing, via spliceosome.